AUGCAGAACGAGGACAAAAAGAUAGUUGAUCUUUACAUCCCAAGAAAAUGCUCUGCAACCAACAGACUUGUCGGACCUAGCGAUUAUUCAAGCGUUCAAUUAAACAUAGCUGAUGUGAACGAAGAUGGAGUCGCCCUCAAGACAAACCAAACGUUUUGCAUCUCAGGAAGAGUCAGAAGACAAGGAUUCGCUGAUGGAUGUCUUAACAGACUUUUCAAAGAGAAAGGACUUUUAACUUUCGCUAAGUAG
Blepharisma stoltei is the source of this 249-nucleotide messenger RNA. The record is from the annotation of a GenBank genome assembly. Lineage: Eukaryota; Ciliophora; Heterotrichea; Heterotrichida; Blepharismidae.